Messenger RNA from Chilo suppressalis (striped riceborer), 1329 nucleotides. The record is from the annotation of a GenBank genome assembly. Lineage: Eukaryota; Metazoa; Arthropoda; Insecta; Lepidoptera; Crambidae.
AUGACGGGCACCCGCAGCUGCACACUCGUGGUGUUCUUGCUGAUAGAAGCGGUGCUGGCACAAGACUACGAUGUCACGGACAUCCAAUGCACAUUCUCAAGCGGUGGUAGCGGCUUGAGAGACUCUGUCACCGCACUUCUGAGGAAACCGGAGGGGUUUCGUGGUGCGCCGCUGUUCGCCGAUGACCGCGCUACAGACCCCCUGGCGGACCCCGUCUGUCAGAUCAGACCGGAACCCGACGACCCGACGGAACUACUUUAUAGGCUGCGCAUCACUGACUUCACGCGGUGCGGCGUGUUGAAGAGAAAUGGUUUCGUUCACGUGCGUGUAUGGUUUCCCCAAUUUCCGGGUGUGGUGAUGCAGUCAGACCAGGAGUUGAUCAUCAUGUGCAAGCCCCCUGAGCCCACCAUUAUCGAAAACAAGGCUGCGGGUUUCGCUGGUAGCUUCCCACACGGAGCUCGCGUGUCAGGAGUAGUGGAGGAGACUCCUGGAAGACUUGAAUACGAAGUGGCCUUGUACAAGGAAGCCCCCCCGGUCAACAGACACUCCAACCACUCCGUGGACCUGCCAGUCGACCAGGCGGUCCCGAUCGGCACGAAACUACAGUUGCGCGCGCGCAUCAACCCGGAGUCGGCGUGGCGGCACAUCAAGCUGCUGGAGGUGGCCGUCUCCCCUGACCCCGACCGCCCGCACGCGCCCGGGUCCGUGCUACUCGUCAAGGACGGAUGCCGAAAUCGUGAAUACGCCACGAUUAUUCCGCACCAACCAGCUCGUUACCGGGAGCGACAUAACGAAGUUUUCCUGGACUUCGAAGCUUUUCUGCUGGCUUCCAUGAAAGAACGAUCAACGCUCUGGAUACAUUCACAGAUCAAGGCUUGCAUGGAUGCUGCUGACUGUCAGCCCGACUACUGCCUGGAUUUAUAUGAGCCAUCAGGUCACGGUCGCAAACGGAGGUCCCUGGCAGAUGCAAAUCACCACCACAACGUUACCAACGCAGCACUAGUAUCAGACUCGGAGAACAACACAACUCCAUUCACUAGAUUCAAAGAGAACUUAGAGUAUACUGUUGUGAUGCCAGGAGAACUGUUCCACAGAACACCACUGGAGAACACUUGUGCGACCUCCAUGAUGGUCGCGGUAGCGCUGGGAUCUUUACUGUUCAUGUCAGCUUUAUUGAUGUGCUAUCUGGCUACAAAAUUGAACUCGACGAUACUCAAGAACAACAGUAUUCAAGCGCCGACGGGGAAAGGGUUCGAACAAAUUCUCAGAGAGCUAGCUCACCAUUCACUGCCCGAUUCAGGAUAUGCGGGCCGUCCGACCGUUCAAUAA